Molecule: messenger RNA, 1617 nt
Organism: Condylura cristata (star-nosed mole)
Lineage: Eukaryota; Metazoa; Chordata; Mammalia; Eulipotyphla; Talpidae
Gene: ZNF684
Product: zinc finger protein 684
Exons: 5
Coding region: 161-1321 (386 amino acids)
Biological process (GO): negative regulation of transcription by RNA polymerase II
Molecular function (GO): DNA-binding transcription repressor activity, RNA polymerase II-specific
Source: RefSeq, a predicted model, not a curated record
ACGUGUGGGCGGGGGCUUCCCGGGAGUUUGUGGCUGGCUCUGUAACCUGAUCUUCGGUUUAGAGUCAGACUGGGAGCGUGGCAGUGAAAGGGUGGCAGCAGGGUUCUACUUUGCAGACCUGGUUUCUCAUGUCUUUCUGCUCCCCAUCUACUCAGAUUCUAUGCAAGAGGUGCAGACAAUGAUCAACUUCCAGGAAUCAGUGGUGUUCCAGGACGUGGCAGUGGACUUCACCACAGAGGAGUGGCAGCUGCUUGACUGUGACCAGAGGACCUUAUAUUGGGAUGUGAUGCUGGAGAACUUCAGAAACCUCAUCUCAGUGGGGGCUCCAAUUACUAAAACAAAAGUGACCUUGAAGGUGGAGCGAGGACAGGAGCCAUGGAUGGCAGAGGGAGAGAACGCAUGUUGGAACUAUCCAGAAGCUGACUGCCCACAUAUUGAUGAAUCAGAGCAGCACCAGGGAAACAAAGGCAAUUUUUUAAAUUCAGUUUUGUUCACAUUCAAUAAAAUUCUGACUACGGAGAGACUCCAUGGUUAUACUAUGAACACAAUUCUUAAUCCUGCAAGAAAAAAAUCAUAUAUAUGUAAGUCAUAUGGGAAGACUUUACAACCUGCUUUAGAUGAACUUAAUUAUAAUAUAGAUUAUCCUGGGGAAGAUGCUUAUAAAUGCAAUGAAUGUGGGAAGGCCUUCAAAAAGAAGUUUCAUUUCAUUAGGCAUGAAAAAAAUCAUAUGAGGAAAAAACCCUUUGAAUGCGGUGACUGUGGGAAAGCCUACAGCAGGCGGGCACACCUUGCAACUCAUCAGAAAAUUCAUAAUGGCCAGAGACCCUUUGUGUGCAGUGAAUGUGGGAAAGCUUUUAUGCACAAAGCGCAACUCGUGGUCCACCAGAGACUUCACACGGGAGAGAAACCUUAUGAGUGCAGCCAGUGCGGGAAGUCUUUCACUUGGCACUCCUCCUUCACUCAGCAUGUGAAAUCUCACACACUGGAGAACUCAUUUAAAUGUAAGGAAUGUGGGAAAACCUUCAGGUAUAGUUCAUCCCUUUAUAAACAUUCUAGAUUUCAUACAGGAGAGAAACCCUACCAGUGUAUUGUGUGUGGCAAAGCCUUCGGCAACACGUCUGUGCUUGUUACACAUCAAAGAAUUCAUACGGGAGAGAAACCUUACGGAUGUAUGGAAUGUGGCAAAGCCUUCAUCAAGAAGUCUCAUCUCCUUAGACAUCAGGUAACUCAUACAGGAGAAAAGCCCUAUGAAUGUGAUAGGUGUGAUAAAGCAUUUUCCCAGAAGUCAAAUCUUCUUGUACAUCAGAAAAUUCAUACAUAAUAUUCACUUUAUGAGAAAGCCUUCAGUAUUAGAGAAAUCUGAUUAAGUAACAUGGUGAGGAGAAAUCCAACCGUUUAGAUGAAUUUGGAAGAGUAGAUGCUUGUAAAAUAUAACGCCAGUCAAUUCUGAAACUUGUAACAAAUUUUACAGGAAAGAUCACAGAAAGCACUGAACUGUAAGUAAUAAGUCACUGGAAAGUAAACACAUUAAAUCAAGCACAUAGUAAGAACUAUAUACCAACCCUGGUUUAAAAAAUUUUUUUAAAGAUUUAUUUAUUGAUUCAUACAGAACUAUGG